GGAGAAGAGACGGGGGGAGAGGAGCAAAAGUUGCUGUGAGGGCGGGGCUGUGGACGGAGUCGCCGCCGGGAGGGGGCGAGAGAGGAGCUGUGUGCGGGAGGCGCCGGGGACGGGAGGUUCACUGGAAAGAGAAUGAAAUAAACAUGGAGUCUUCUAAACUGGAAUAUAUUUUGCGGAUCACGGUUAAAAGUAAAAAGAAGAUGGAACAAAAUGAGAGAACAGGAGUAUAACGCCUGUCAAGAACUCUCCAUUUUUGUGAUAUAUAUAAACUUGAGAUAUAAUACAACUAAUGAUUUGUAGUAAUACUUUAUUGCUCCCCCUGGAAGGAGAAGUCACUUACUGUGCGACUUGCUUUAUAAGAACUUUUAUUCUAAUUACUCUUAAAAUGUUUUAACCUUAACUGGACACCUCUUUUUUUUUUUUUUUUCCCCCUUUUUUUCUUUUUUUAAGUCUGAGAGUUUAAAAACUUUGUAUAGCUGUAUUUUAACUGAGAAACUCCUCCUGAUAGAUAGCUGACAGCUGCUCAUGGAAAAUGGACUUAAGCCCAUGAAUGGUUCCUAUUGCACAGAGUUGAACGGAAUGCCGUGACUUUAGAGCAGUUCUCUUAGGAUCUUCUUCUUUGCCUUGCACCCAUCAUAUCCUUAAAUAUUUAAGUGUAAAUAUUGCAAUUAUAAAGUCUGAAAAAUAAUGGCAUGGGUGAAAUUCUUACGAAAACCUGGGGGUAACCUUGGAAAAGUUUAUCAGCCUGGAAGUAUACUGUCCCUGGCCCCUACAAAAGGCUUAUUAAAUGAACCAGGACAAAACAGCUGCUUUCUUAACAGUGCUGUUCAGGUAUUAUGGCAACUUGACAUAUUUCGACGAAGUUUAAGAGGUUUAACUGGACAUGUCUGUCAGGGAGAUGCAUGCAUAUUUUGUGCUUUAAAGGCAAUAUUUUCACAAUUUCAACACAGUCGAGAAAAAGCACUCCCGUCAGAUAACAUGAGACAUGCCCUGGCAGAAAGUUUUAAGGAUGAGCAGCGUUUCCAGCUUGGAUUCAUGGAUGAUGCAGCAGAAUGCUUCGAAAAUAUCCUUGAGAGGAUUCAUUUUCACCUAGUGCCAAACAGUGAAACAGAUAUGUGCACUUCAAAAUCCUGUAUUUCUCAUCAGAAGUUUGCUAUGACACUGUAUGAACAGUGUGUAUGUCGCAGUUGUGGGGCAUCAUCAGACCCAUUGCCUUUUACAGAAUUUGUGCGUUACAUCUCCACCACAGCCCUGUGUAAUGAAGUAGAAAGAAUGAUGGAGAGGCAUGAACGUCUCAAGCCAGAAAUGUUUGCAGAAUUGCUGCAGGCGGCAAAUACUGCUGAUGACUACAGAAAGUGUCCUAGUAACUGUGGUCAAAAAAUAAAAAUUCGUCGUGUUCUCAUGAAUUGUCCCGAGAUCGUGACGAUCGGUUUAGUCUGGGAUUCAGAACAUUCUGACCUGACAGAAGAGGUUAUGCGGAAUCUGGCAACACAACUUUAUCUUCCUGGGCUGUUCUAUAGGGUUACAGAUGAAAAUGCCAAAAAUAGUGAACUUUUUCUUGUGGGAAUGAUUUGCUACACAAGCCGACAUUACUGUGCCUUUGCCUUUCACACCAAGAGUUGCAAAUGGGUGCUGUUUGAUGAUGCUAAUGUAAAAGAGAUUGGCACGAAAUGGAAAGAUGUGGUCUCCAGAUGCAUUCGAUGUCACUUUCAGCCAUUGUUGCUAUUUUACGCUAACCCAGAUGGCACAGCUGUAUCUCCAGAAGAUGCUCCCAAGCACAUUAUUCACUGGUCUCAAUGCAAAGCAGCAGGAGGAAACGGGGAAGACUUGGGAUUUGAGAAGCAUUCUGCUCCUAAAUCGGACCAUAUGAAAGAGAAUGGAAUUGGAGACCCCACUAAUCAAAGGAGUAAUAAAAAACUUCAGCCGGAUAAUUCAACAUUCAGCAGAAGCCAUAUUCAAGCUAGUGGUGGUAGAGGUCCAGCUAAGCUGGGUUACAGCGAUCAAAAGGACAGGCUAAAGGACAUAUCCAGAGAGUGUGCUCAGAAAGCUGCUGAUAUGAAAAACUUCUCAUCUUUACGAAAAGAUGCAGACAAAGGACCAAGAAAAGAGUCUGGGAGACAAAGAGAUUUGGUUGGGGAAGAUCGUUCCAAUGUGAAGUCGGGGUCUCCUCCAGUUGGAAAUGGACUUAGACACUGUGCUGAUCAGCGCAUAUACAGCAGCCAGGGAAGAGGCUCCUAUAAGCACGACAAUGCACCUCACCAAGCAAAGCUUUCUGUCCAGGUGCUUGGAUCAAAUAAACCAGAAGCUUUUCCUGCUGGAGAGAAACCAAUGGUCAGGACCCGGACUGAUGGUGUCACUGGCUAUGACACAGACACCAGUCAAGACUCUAGGGACAAAGGCAGUAUCAGCAGCAGCAGAAGCAGAAGUAAAGGUUGGAAACCUAUGCGAGAGACGCUAAAUGUAGACAGCAUUUUCAGUGAGACAGAGAAAAAACAGCAUAGCCCAAAGCACAAGGCAAAUCCGAACAGUAAACCUAAGCAUGAAAAGGAGCGAAGCUUUAACCAUUGGCCAAAAGAGAAUCAAAUCCCAAAAGGUUUAAUGACUAUAUAUGAAGAUGAAACAAAACAGGAUACCGGAAGUCGAAGUUCACUGGAUUCGGAGGGAAAAGGGAAUGCUGAAAAAACCAAAGGAUUUACAGAGAGAAAAAUUCUUGGUGAUAACUGGCAAAUUCAGAGGACAGAAUCUGGAUAUGAAAGCAGUGAUCAUAUCAGCAAUGGAUCUGCAAAUCCAGACUCGCCUGUUAUUGAAGGAAUCAAUCCAGCAGAUGUCAAAAAUGUUAAAGAAAGCGCUUCCUGCAGUGAACUGAGCUUGUCAACCAAAAAAGCUGACAAUGCGUUACCUUCAGUAUCCCAGCAGAACAGAAACUUUUAUGACUUGAGGAAAGACCAGAUGAAUUCAGAAGUUAACUACAAACCUCAUGUUAAUUUCCCGACAGAAUUACAUUUGCGCGUGCCGAGUCCUCCAGUAAAGAGAGCUGAAAUGCCUGAGACCAAUAGGAAAUUUUUCCCAUCGUCGGCUCUGCAGCCAAUUAUUAAAGACAUUGUUAAGUCAGAAAGUAAGAACAAGGUAAACGAACAGAAUUCUUCAGAGUGGCUUAACCCAGACAAGUUUGAGAAGAUGAACGUGUCGGUAUAUUGUGCUGAUGGCGUCACCCACCCCUAUACAGAAAGCAUCUGUGGAAGGAAGCUCCUCAGCAAUGACUUUCACUCCUCUUCCCAGCUGCAGCCUCAUCACGCGAGAACAUUUGGUCACAAAGUGGGGUUGUCGCCUUCUGUGCCGCAGAACCUGUCGGAAAGGCCCAUGGUGCUUCCCCCUCCCGGUGAGCAUGCUGGGCACCCGCUCCGAAGGGCAGAUCCAAUCUGGGCACCCGAAGCGGUGUACCAGAAUCUUCCUCCCCCUUUACCCCCAAAGAAAUAUGCUCAGAACACUUUGUUGGGAUCCGAAAAUAACUCGGCAGCUGAUGUAAAGCCAACAGAAGUGUUGCAAAAUAAUCUGUUAAGGCAAACAGGUACACCUUUAAAAUCUGCAUCAGAAGCAGGCGUAUUUACAAACGAACAAAGGCUUAAAGAGCCAUUUCAAGGGAAUGAACUGUUUGUUCAUAAACCGGAUUCUCCACCUCGCUUAUCAGUUAAUGACAUUUGGACUGUGUCUGAAAACUUUUUAAAGAAAGGAUCUCGUCAUACGGGACCAAGUGCUGGCUAUGUGGAUGGAAAUGAUAGCGUAUCCCUAACGACUUAUUUUUCAGUGGAUAGUUGUAUGACUGACACAUACAGGAUGAAAUAUCAUCAGAGACCCAAGCUGUGUUUUACAGAUAGCGGAAGCUUUCACAAAGAAAAGCAUUCUCCAUCAGCUGGAGUAGAACUGAAUGCUACAUACCAUGCUACUAUUGAGCCCAGGCAUCCCACAUCCGAGCAAAGGUACAAGACAAAUGUGGAAGGCAUACACUGCAGCAGAUAGAUUCUUAAAAAAAAAAUAAAAAUAAAUAAAUCUGGAUCUGACUUGCAUUUCACGUAAUCUGUAAAUGGGCACAAACCUUGAAUCUGUGUGUGCGUGUGAUGACUAGGUACCCAGUUGACUGUACUUUGCUUAGGAGUUAUGACUGUUUAAAUGAAUAUGCAAAUAGAGGUGAGCAGAGGAGAAGAGGUGCUAAACUUCUGGUUCUUUGAUUUGUUACUCUAGUUGCCUUAAUGCUUACCUCUGUUACUCGGCUUGUCUUCUACAGUUUAUAUUAAAAGUGGUCCCUUUGGGUGUAUGCAUCUUACAGCAGUGGGACCAACUAGAUGUUACUAAUUUUGUAAGAAGCUGCAGUUUAAAAAGUGUUCCUUCAGACUGUGGUCACUAUGUACUUAGGCUAACAAAAGAGAUAAACAUAUUACCACCUAUAGUGCAGUAAAUGUAGUUACAGUAGAGCAGUAUUCGUCCUGAUAGGCAGGAGGAGGUGACGUGGUUUGUUUUGGUUUUUUUCAGCUGGCUUCUCUGAGAGUCUGUGCUUUCACAAACCUUCAAGUGUCUUUAAUACAAGUUUACCCAGAGAUUUUCUAACUUUUUAUUUGAAAAGCCUUAAUAAUAAUAAUAGUAAUUCUUUAAACAUGGUUCUGGUUUGCAAGCGUUAAAUAAGAUUUUCAAAGGGAAUCCAAGUAAAGUGCAGUAAUAGUGUCCUCUUAAUACACCUGCUCUAUGUUAGUGUACACUUUCAAACACAUUUAUCGAUUUGUUCACUCUGUAAGCUAUAUACUUUAACUUAUUAAAAUUAAAUUUAACCACAUAAGAUACAAACUGAUAUAGCAGAAUAGGAUGCUAAUUUUAAAAUAUAGUUAUUGUGCAACUAUGAAAGAUUAAUUUUGUAAGGUUUUAGAUGUAUUUACUACUUACGUUCAGUUCUGAUUUCUUCAGUUCUGAUUUAUUGUACAAUUGCAUGCCAAGUCAAUGCUGCUGUUUUAUUGAACUUCCUUUGUUCAGCUUGACGUUUUGAGCAAUGUUUAAUGGGGAUCAGACACUUGAUUUUACUGACAACAGUUUUUCCUAUUGAGCAGUCCUACACAGGGAUACGUUGUGUAUUAGCCGAUCAGGCAGGCUGUGAUGGCUGAUGGGGCAUGGCAAGAAGAGGUUCCUCUCUUUCUCUGCUCUGCAGUUUUGGCAGCUCUGGCACUUACCACGUCUUUUGUUAACCUGACUUACUUCAGUAACAAAGGGGAGGAUUUAUCUGGCUUUAUUUGGGUAGUUAAAUCAGUGCACAGAACUAUUGAGUGAGUGCUGAGGCCCAGCACAUGUCCCAUUGAGGGCUGGGGAGGAAAGAAGGAUUUCGCCCCGGUGGCGUCCCUGAGCGCUUGAAAUGACCCACUGUGUCUUGUGGUGUCAGAGGCAGGGGCUUAGAGUUCUGUUUCCUUCUUAUCCUAACAUUGAACAACGUGUAAUUGAGAAUUAACGUCAGCAAAGUCUGACACAAUCCGAAAAGGCUAAAUUUUACUGUUAUUCAUAUUUUGAGUGUUAACUUGGGAUGCUGCUGACUACAUCUAAAAAUCAAUGCCUUUUAGCUAUGAAAAUAGCGCAAGGUUAAAUAUGCAUAAUAAACACUCUUGCUUAUACUUGCACUGUUAGUCAGAAAGGCUUUUUUUAUGUUUAUAAACCUUAUAGGAGUUCUAAUGCUUCAACCAAAUGUUGGCAAUUAUUUAGCGUGAUUACCCAAGAUGCACAUUAAAACAGUAGUUUCGGUUAUUCUGUGUCAAGGUCAGUUUUUGGUUUUUGUUUGUUUUUUUUUUUUUAAACUACAUGUAACUUACAGUAGAACUGGAACAUGAUAUAUGCAACAAACCAGCUAUCUCAGAUUAAUCUUAUUUCUACUUUCUUGACCAAUGCUACUUGUAGCACUUGGGGGGGGGGGGAAAAAAGAAUUCUAGAAUUCGUAGUGCAAAUAAUUAUGCAUGUUUAGGUAUGGCUGCUGGUAAACAGCAACUUAAAAAAAUUUUCCUUUUGUAAGAAAAUCAGUUGAAUACAGAAGAACCCUGAAAAUAUAAGAGCCUGGACGAUUCCUAACUGUAAUAUUUUUGAGAGAGAUUUCAGAACCUGUAAAUGAUUUUUUUUUUUUCCCUAGCUCAUCCAGCAAUGUUACAUAACAUACAUAGCCAGUUAAGUAAAACUGUCUUCUAAUACUUGUGUAAAAACAAAGAUUAUUGGAACUUGUAAAUAAUGUAUAAUUUGUAAAAUGUUUUGCAAAAAUCUUGUAUUUGAAAUGACAGUAUUUUUAUGUAUGAAUAGCACAGCAACAACUGUGAAUGAUGUUAGAACACUUAUUUUUAAACAUGCAUAGCAAUGUUCAUACUUCUGUACAAUGAGCAAUAUGAAUGCCUAUUACUGAUACCAAUGAACUUGGCUUCCAGUAAGCACAACUGGUAAACUUAUUUUUAAAGUAGCUGCAGUAAUUUAGACGUACUUCAGUCUCCUUGCUUUGCUUGAAACAAUCUUACCGGACAACUUUCUAUGUGACCCAUGUUUACCAGGUAUUUAAUUAUAGUAAACAGACAGCUAAUCGAGGCACCUUUGUUUUUAUAUUUGACUCUGCACUCCAUGUAUGUAUGUACGUACGUAAUAUUUGCUAACUAAUCUGUGAUAACUUGUUUUAACUGACCUAGGGUGCCUAUUUAUUUUUUUAUAAAUGUCUCCUCCUGGCUAUAGAUUUGUAUAAGAGCCUAGACAAUUUUUGUAACAUUAAAGAUAUUAACAAGUCUUGUAAUUAA
Molecule: messenger RNA, 6794 nt
Organism: Chroicocephalus ridibundus (black-headed gull)
Lineage: Eukaryota; Metazoa; Chordata; Aves; Charadriiformes; Laridae
Gene: USP53
Product: ubiquitin specific peptidase 53
Exons: 16
Coding region: 688-4017 (1109 amino acids)
Biological process (GO): response to auditory stimulus; protein deubiquitination; sensory perception of sound
Cellular component (GO): cell-cell junction
Molecular function (GO): cysteine-type deubiquitinase activity
Source: RefSeq, a predicted model, not a curated record